This is a messenger RNA of Solea senegalensis (Senegalese sole), 4499 nucleotides long. RefSeq names its product phosphatase and actin regulator 2 (gene phactr2). Gene Ontology annotation, molecular function: actin binding. Lineage: Eukaryota; Metazoa; Chordata; Actinopteri; Pleuronectiformes; Soleidae. The coding region runs from base 183 to 1838 and encodes 551 amino acids. The record is from RefSeq and is a predicted model, not a curated record. The transcript is spliced from 12 exons. Gene Ontology annotation, biological process: actin cytoskeleton organization.
GGAAGUUACGACGUAGUAGGGACUCACACACUCAGUUAGUAAACCAAGUUUCCAGCGACAUCACGGUCAGUAACUGUUUUGAAAUGAACCCACUCGGCAGACGGAGUUUAUGCGGCGAUAGAAGGCCGUGAUUGCGGGUUUGGGGGCCCGGUCCGGCCCGGUUGCUCUGGAUUGCGCUGAUUAUGGGUCAGACUGCUGUGUCUGCUGUGUCCCAGACCGCGAGCGUUGAUGGGUUGGAGAAAUCAUCAUCAUUGGCCAGCUGUGAUGUGGUGGUGGACAGCGCCACCAAUACCCAGAAUCCCCCUGCGUCGCGGCAGCAACGAGGAAAACUGUCAUCAUUAGGAAAACUGUUCAAACCCUGGAAGUGGAGGAAGAAGAAAACCAGUGACAAGUUCCAGGAUCUUUCCAAAGUUCUAGAGAGAAAAAUCUCCACCAGACAAACAAGAGAGGAGCUCAUCAAAAAAGGAGUUCUCAUCCCUGACCAAGAUGAAUCUAUCAACAGUCAAAAUCUCAACGGCCAUGCCACAUCCAGUGUGACAUCAGAGGAGGUCAAAGUUGACAUAGAGUCUCCAGAAACAGUGCUGCAGGAACAGGCUACUGGUCCCGUCCGUACCGAGGACAAACCAGCCAAAUCCUCCCAUCCAAAAAAGACAGGAGGCACAGCGAAAACGACCCCUGCCUCCACCUCCAACCCCCGCUCUCGUACAUCGAAGGAUGCAGGUGGUCCAGCACAGACUGACAGGACAAAUGCACGGACCAACCGCAAAUCAUGCACGCCCAACUCUUCCUCUUUACCUCACAAGGCCACCACCGUAGAGACUCCUAACCAGUCUGGGACGUUAAAGCCAUCGCCCAUUUCCUCAGACACCAAGGCGGCCUUAUCUAAAGCCUCAGGCAAAGAGACUGCUCUGUCUGCUCAGUCUGCUCAGUCUGCUCUGGAUGCCUCUGCUGUGGGUAAGGAGACCCACAAAGGACUGACUCCUGAUGCCACAGCAGUCCAUUCUGCCCAUGUUAACACUGUGACAGAAGACACUUCCUUCACAGAGGGAGAGACGGAUAACAGCUCACAGGAUGAGAACGAAAGAAAUGAAGAGGGAGGAGAGGAGGAAAAGAAGAAUGGAGAAAUAGAGGCUGCUGUGAAGAACAGUCCCAGGUCAGCAGAGGGCCAGUCUGAAAAGACACAGGGUCUGAGUGUGAAAACAGAUCAGGUCUUAGUGACGGUGAUCCCUGAUAGGCCAAGAGACAGCCAGACUAGUGACUCUGACUCUGACGGCCCAAUCCUGUACCGGGAUGAGGAGGAAGAAGACGAGGAAGACGACGAGUACACGAAUAGUUCUCUGGCCAUCAAGAUCCGGCGGAGAGACACUCUUAACAUCAAGCUCAGGAACCGACCCAGCAAGAGAGAGCUGGAGGAGAAAAACAUUCUGCCAAGGAGCUCGGAGACGGAGAGACACGAGCUACGCCAGCAGAUAGGCUCCAAACUCGUCAGACGCCUGAGCCAAAGACCCACCACAGAGGAGCUGGAGCAGAGAAACAUCCUUAAGCAGAAAAAUGAAGCGGAGGAGCAAGAAGCCAAGCAAGAGAUUAAAAGGAGACUCUCCAGAAAGUUGAGUGUGAGGCCCACGGUGGCAGAGCUCAUUGCUCGAAGGAUCCUGCGUUUCAACGAGUAUGUGGAAGUAACGGAUGCCAAGGAUUAUGACCGGCGGGCAGACAAACCCUGGACACGGCUUACUCCUGCUGACAAGGCUGCUAUUCGUAAGGAGCUGAACGAGUUCAAGAGCCGAGAGAUGGAGGUUCAUGAAGACAGCAAACAGUUCACCAGAUUCCAUCGACCUUGAGAGCGCUUCACUGCCACAAAACCCUCUGGACCACGUUUCCCAGCAGCCCUCUGGCCUUCUGGACCCUCACUACACCGCUCACAUCAACUCAUGAUGAUCUUUCUCUAUAAUGAUAGUUAAAGGUUUGUCUUAAGGCGCUGGCCAUCCACAGACUCUGGAACAAAAACAAAUAUAAACACAUAUCUAUAGUCACAACAGUAUGUAGAACUAUUUAUUGACAGAUGUGGAGAGCAUACUGGUAUAUGAAGUGUUUCUCUUCCCUUUCUUCGGUUCACUUCAGGCCUUGUAAUAAAAUGUUUCAUCGGGGAGGAGAAUAGCCUUGUAGUAAUGAAUGUGACCCAAGUGUUUCUGUACAGGUUGUGUACAUGCCACGGUAUUCUUUGUCAUAAACUGCCAAAUAACCAUAUAUGGGCAUCCUCUUAGAGCGGAAGAAGGGAGUGAUUGGUUGGUUGUGUGCCGUUGUCAGUGCCUGUGUCAUAGAUGAGAGGUUUGUUCUGCUUUCAUGUGCCUCUCGGGGCUUGAAUCUGAAAUGCUGCAGUUAAUUGUAAGACAUAUUUGAAGUAUAUUGCCACUAGAGGGCAUUAUAUCAUAAGAGCUGUAGCCUGUAAGGAUGAAGGUGUGUGUGUGUGUGUGUGUGUGGAUGAAGUGUUGAUAUUUUAAACUGCUGAAGCCGAGGGAGCAGUGGGUACCUGAGGCUUUAAUAAUGAAGUGCAAUGGAAAUCGCACCGGUUUAUAGCCCCGUACUAAUCACUCGGCACUCCUGAUGAUACACAAUAAUCAUGUGUCUUCAUAUAUCUUGUGCCGAGUUAUGCGAUGCUUAGAUUCAAGUUUAGACCUCAGUAUUUCAUUUUAAGUAAGUCCAAGUGAAUCGGUGCAAAAGAAAGGAGUUUCACCCCUGAAUGUACCAUGUAAAAGGAGAUCAUUAACGUAGAGCUGCAACGAACGAUUAUUUUCAUAGUCGAUGAAUCUGUCCAUUAUGUUUUCUAUUAAUCGAGUCUUUGUUUGGUUCAUAACAUGUUGAUAAAUGUGUCAAAUGUUUGAAGUGAUGACCAAAAUCUUUCAAUUUCAAUGAUUUAUUUGUCAAAUGGAGCAAUGGAACCAGAUUCAUAUUUAUUGUUUUAAUUACUAAAAAAAAACAACCUAAAACCAAAUAAUCAAGGAUCAAAAUAGUUAGUAAUCGAUUAAUCGUUGCAGCCCUACAUUAAUGCAUAGAUGGAGAACUUAAACCUAUAAAUUUCACUUUCAGAAACAUAAAAAACUGGUAGAGGAAAAAGAUAAAACGCGGGUGUUUAUUGUUGCCAAGCAUUUUCAUGCAAAAUUCAAACGACCACAUUCGUGAUUCUUGAUAGCGAUUGACAGGUUGAGCGUGCUGACUUGUUCCCAAAUAAUAUUUUACAAAGACUAACUGAGAAGGACAAUUAUUCUGUCUGUGUUUGAUUGUGUGAAAGUUGCAACAUGAAAAUGAUGUACAGUGAUGGAAAAAACAACAAACAGUAUUCAUCUAUGUCCGUGUCUAUGUUGUUAUAUAUUGAUUUUUGUACAGAAUGUAUAUGGAGCAUGUGCAUACAUCGAAAUGAAAUUUACUAUCAAUAUUAUAAUACAGUGAUGUGAAAGUUUGAAGCUCUGAUUUUAGUUUGGGUUUGCCUCACCUGCCUGUUCCUGUUUUCAAACUAUACAAGAAAACAUUCUGGAGGCAGUGACGAUUCUGAUUAGUCAAUGUCCUUAAUGCAGCUACGUCACUGGUGGUGACUCGGUUUAGAAGCGACUUGUAAUCCACUUGUUACCCAAACUAGAUAACGGGCUACAACAGUGACACAGACCAGAUUAUAAACGCUCCAACAUGCUCACGUUUCAAAACAGUGGUCUUUUAUAAUCCAGGUCCGUUUUGUGAGUCCAUGUGAAAGUACCUCGGUAAACAUGAACUGCUUUUUAAAAGACUAUCAUUUAAAUCAGGUUUAUUUUUAAGUCCAUGUACAGUGGGUGUCGUACUUGUAAAAAGAUAUGAAGACAGUUGAAGUGCAUUAAUUGUACAGAGAUCCUAAGUAUUCAUUAAUGAAGUAAAAAUGUCCUUAGAUGUGAUUAUGGCUACAUUUUAAGUAUCGACGUACCACUUAAUACUAAUGUGAAAUCGUGGAAUUUAAAUGAAGUGGCACCCACCAAGAACACGUUAGAAAUCCAAUUUGUGUAAAGGAUUCAAACAUAUAAAUAUUUAUUUAUAAUACGAGUACUUAUUCCCACCUAAAAUAUUCAGUGUGUCAUUAAAGUACCAAACAUUCAGUCAUUUUAGAGUCAUUUUAAAACACUUGCGUUCAGCUUGAAACUUUUGUGUGUUUUUUAUUUGCAGCUGCAGAGGCCUUCGUAAGUUCACGGAAAUGUUUACAUUUGAAAAUGCCUCAUGCAUUUUUUAUUAUCCUCCCCAUUUGUCAGUAAGGUAGCAGGAGCAUUUUCUUUUCUUUUCUUUUUCCCCCCACAUAAGGGCAGCGCGAUGCUCAAAGCAGCAAAGACCUGGGACUGGAUGUUUCACAUGGACUCCAAAUACCUUUACUGUGUAGGAUGAUGUCAUGCUGUAUAUCCCCCUCCACCCCCAAAAAACUGCUACUGUUACAUGUAAACUGUCAAAACAUGUAUAUUGUUUUUGUAUAUAAAGAAUCAUGAAAAGCA